Molecule: messenger RNA, 2467 nt
Organism: Toxotes jaculatrix (banded archerfish)
Lineage: Eukaryota; Metazoa; Chordata; Actinopteri; Toxotidae
Product: galectin-3-binding protein B-like
Exons: 6
Coding region: 95-1783 (562 amino acids)
Cellular component (GO): membrane
Molecular function (GO): protein binding
Source: RefSeq, a predicted model, not a curated record
GACUACGUACAGUAAAAGAUUUUGCACAGAUUUGUUUUCACUGAGAUGCCUCUCUUAUUUCACUUGACCUUCAGUUUUGUCCACUACAAUCAAAAUGAAAGAAAAGACUUUAUUAUUGUGCAUCCUCCUUUUUCUGAGUGUCAGCUUGUCUGCUGGUCAAGAGGAGGGUUAUAUUAGGCUGAAGGAUGGUCAAGAUUCCUCAGAGGGCCGUGUGGAGAUCUUUCAUAAUGGUGCUUGGGGAACUGUGUGUGAUGACGACUGGGACAUGAAUGAUGCCCAAGUAGUGUGUCGGCAGCUCAGUUUCCCAGGAGCAAGAGAAGCUCUGCAAUCAGCCACAUUUGGCCAAGGGGGUGGCAACAUCUGGAUGGAUAAUUUAGGCUGUGGUGGGACAGAGACAACUCUUCUCCAGUGUCAGUUUGCUGGGUGGGGGGUUCACAACUGUGGUCAUGGUGAGGAUGCUGGUGUCCGAUGUGAAAAUGGUCCUGACAUAAACGUAUCACCCAGCCAUGAGUAUGACUUGGACCACAACACCAGCCUCUCUCAUCAGUUAGGAGAGCUGUUUGAAAGUGGACAUGACUGUGAUUUAAACAUCGCAGUGGUGGUGGACAGCAGCACCACUGAGACCAUCUGUGCUCACAGUGUCAUCCUUUCUCUGAACUCAAACCUCAAAACGUCACAGCCAGACUUCAACAGCCUCAGCAUUAAUGUCACCUCUGCCUGCAGUCAGCAUGCCAACACCUUUGUCAGGUAUUUCUACACAAGAAAGAUUAAAAUCACACAGUCCUCUGUCCUCUGCAUUCUCAAUAUGGCAUUUGAAUGGGGCCUGGAAGAACUUCAGAAUGAAGCGGAAAAUCUUUUCAAAUUGUUUCUCACAGAAGAUAUUUUUUUCCACCAUCAAUACUCUUUCUAUCAGUACACAGUUCGUGCAGGUGAUGAGGCACUGCAGGAACUCUAUUUUCGCUACUUGGCGUGGAACUGUGAGGCUCUGAUCCGUUCCCCAGCCUGGACUGAUCUUCCAUUUGCCCUGGUCAGCUCUCUUCUGUCUCGCUCAGACAUUGUGGUACGCAAUGAAACCGUCCUCCUGAGUGCACUGGAGAGAUGGGCAGCAGCUCAAGGAAACACAACAAUUCCUGAGAUCCUUCUGAAGCUCAUCCGUUUCCCAAUGAUACCAGCUGAGGACUUAUACAAACUCGAUGCCUCACAGUAUUAUGUCAGCAAGUUGCAAGGGUUUCAGUUUAAUGCUCUGCCCUUAACAACAUUGCUCAGUGACCUGACAGAAGAGCAAAAUGCCUACACAUCCAGGAUUUACACUGGCCAGCCAUGGGGCUUUACCAUUAGCACUCACGAUGUCAUAAAUUUCAAGAAUUCAGGGAUCUACACUGUUCAUGGCCAGAGUGUCAAUAGCCUGACAUCUGAAUUCCAAACUCCCGUUCACAACAGUGCUUAUUUUGCUUUACACAACAAGCGUUGGAAAACAACUGUAUAUGUCAGAAAUGAAGACUGCUCAAGUGAAGGUGUUUCCUGCCCUACUUUGCCAGCUGUCAGUUUUAAGAUUCAAGAAAAGAACAGUGAUUUGCCCAGUGAGAUGGAGGGACGUAUUCGCUACAGAAACAGGCUUGUUCUCAUGUGUGAAGGGAGAUAUGUGUUCCACGUUACUGAGUUUAAUUCUGUUGAUGGUGAUGAUCUGGUGUUUGCUCCAAGCAGCCAAGAACAAGUCUAUGCUUGCCACUCAAACCUGUUCUCCUUCCAAGUGGUGGUAUGUCCUCAGUACUCAACAGAUUAGACAAUAUUAAGGAGGAUGAAUAUGAAACAACAUAAUAUUCAUGAUACUCUCACCUGUGUAAGCAACAUUUUAUAAAACUGGAUUAACUGCAUUUAUCGAGCUUAACAAAAGUCAGCACAAAGGAGGAAGGAUUUCCAGAUAACUCCCUACCAAGUUCCAUGCUGAUUGGAAGUGAUGCGGUUAUUGUAACUGGAUUGUAGCGUGAAGGGGGGUGAAUAUUAGAUUCAAAGUUUUUGAUGGAUAAAGUCUCAGGAGAGCUUUUGCUUAAACAAACAGCAGUAUGGGGCGAGUCUUACAACAGUACGGGACAAGUAUGGAACAAGUCUAGACGUUGGUAGAAUUUGUUGUUCUGUUGGUAGAACCGUUGGCAGAACAAGUUCUGGUUAGACUAGGGACUGUUUGUGCAGCAGAAAUACAGCUUACGUUUGCUCACAUCAGUAAUGAAGGGGUGGAAAAAGAUACAUACGUCACUGGAUGCCUUAUUAAACUUGGGAGUGCCUCUACAUUCUAUCUACUGUAAAAGAGAUACACAUUUAUAUGCAUUGUACUGUAAAAUUUAAAAUCAUUUAACAGUAAUUACACAUUUGAAAGUUCUCUAAAUGUAUGAUAACGACUUUUUUGAAAUUUUACAAUUUAAUAUAAUAAAGUUCUUAUUUUAUCAAUAUAAUUCUGUAACAUUUCUGU